Molecule: messenger RNA, 1443 nt
Organism: Suncus etruscus (white-toothed pygmy shrew)
Lineage: Eukaryota; Metazoa; Chordata; Mammalia; Eulipotyphla; Soricidae
Product: tripartite motif-containing protein 75-like
Exons: 1
Coding region: 1-1443 (480 amino acids)
Molecular function (GO): protein binding
Source: RefSeq, a predicted model, not a curated record
AUGGCCCUAGCAUCUACCUUGGGAGAGCUGCAGCAGGAGCUCAACUGCCCCAUCUGCCUGGACCCCCUGCAGGACCCCGUGACCCUCGACUGUGGCCACAACUUCUGUGGGACCUGCUUGGCCCAGCGCUGGGAAGACCUCCAGGAAACCCUCCCAUGUCCCCUCUGCCUGCAAGGAUGUUCGACUUCGGGAGACCAGAGAAACACACAGCUGCGUCUCCUGACCGAUGCCAUCCAGCAGCUCUCAGCUGCCAACAGUGGUCGGCAGGGAGCAGACUGCAGGGAGGAGCAGCCAAUAUGUGGGGAGCACGGGCAGCUCCUGACACAGUUCUGCGAGGUGGACCUGGAGCUGCGGUGUGCCCAAUGUGGCAUCUCCUGCGAGCGCCAGGGUCACCCCCUGGCAUCCAUCCCCGUAGCAGCUGAGCGGCACCGUAGGCAGCUCAAGGGGACAUUGGCCUCCCUGCAGCAGAAGCUGCUCCAGGCGACAAAAGAGCAGGCCUGUCUGGAGGAGCAACAACAGACACUGCAAGAAAAGGGGCACACCCGUUUGACCCAGUUAUCUAAGGAGUUUAGGAGCUUUCGGGGGAGCUUGGAAGAGGAACAGGGCCGCUUGGGCGCUGGCCUUUCCAGAAAGCUGAAGGAGGCUUCCCAGAAGGCUCUGGAGAACCGAGAGCAACUGGCGGCUCGCAGCUCCAUCCUGCAGAGCUUGCUUCGGGACAUCACUCAGGAGAAUUCGCAGGGUGACCAGGUCCUCCUGCUGAGCAUCAACCAGUUGCACAGCCAAUGCCACCAGUCCUUGCAACUGGAGGUGCCCAAGGCCCUGUCCUGCGCGCAGGUCUCCCCAAGCUCUGUCUGGGACUGCAGGAUCCCUCCACAUGCCGUGGGCCUGCACAAUCUGAUGAGCAAAUUCCAGUUGCCUCUGACGCUGGAUCCGGACACGGCCCACUGGCAGCUGAAGGUCUGUAGCCAGGGGAGAAUGGCGAUGUUCGUCAUGGACGUGACACAUCAGGGCCAAGGGCUCAGGCCUCAGGCCUUUACUUCCCACCGAGCUGUCCUGGCUUCGCAGACGUGGGAGACUGGCAGGCACUUCUGGCUGGUGCAAGUCCGCAGCACCAAUUCGUGGGCCUUGGGGGUGUGCGAGGAGGCCUUCCCCAGAACCCGGGGGGUCCCCUGCCUCCCCAGCCAGGGCUGCUGGUGCUACCACAAGGCCGGGCCUCCAGAGAGACCCGGCUACAGCCCCCGCGUGCCUCCUGCCUUCUGGGGCGUCUUUCUGGACUACGAGCUGGGAGAGGUUUCCUUCUUCGACCUGAAGGAGAGGACUCACCUGUGCACGCUCACGGGCACCUUCACAGGGCCACUUCGCCCUUAUUUCGCGGUGGGGUCUUCACCCUCACCGUUUUUCCUCCGGAUUCUCGAAGGACUACCUCGCAGGUUUUCCCUGUAG